AUGACCCGGUUUCACUCCCUUGUCCUGCCGUUCGGUACGUUGGUGUCAGAAGUGGGAACACCCAAAGGCUCAAGUAUCUUGGCUGAUGAUGAGCUGGUUGCUAACGGGCUGGUCCUGGGGCUGGUACCUGGGGCUGGUACCUGGGGCUGGUACCUGGGGCUGGUACCUGGGGCUGGUACUUGGGGCUCGUACCUGGGGCUGGUACCUGGGGCUGGUACCUGGGGCUGGUACCUGGGGCUGGUACCUGGGGCUCGUACCUGGGGCUGGUACCUGGGGCUGGUACCUGGGGCUGGUACCUGGGGCUGGUACCUGCGGCUGGUCCUGGGGCUGGUCCUGGGGCUCGUACCUGGGGCUGUAGGUACGUUCCAGGGCCAGUGGCUGGGGGGGAUGCGGCACGGCUAUGGGGUCCGGCAGAGCGUGCCAUACGGCAUGGCGGCCGUCAUCCUUUACCCGCUCCGCACGUCCAUAAACUCCCUCCGCUCCGAGCACAGCCACGGCCCCCCCACCCCGCUGGAGGACGGCACCGGGACCGCUGUCUCGCCUGCCGACGGGGUGGUGGGGGGCGGGCUGGUCGGGAGUCCUGUGGGGAGGGGGGGCUUCGCUCUAACUGCGCCCAGCGAGGCUGACCGUCGGGGGAAGAGGAAAGGCCGUUUCCGUCAGUCGAUCCUGAGUGGUCUGAAGCUGCGUCGCUCCGAGUCCAAGAGUUCCCUGGCCAGCCAGCUGAGUAAACAGAGCUCGUUCUGCAGCGAGGCCGGGAUGAGCACCGUCUCCUCUGCCGCCUCCGACAUACACUCCAACGCUAGCCAGGAUGGCGAGCAGGGUGCUCCCGUGGAUGCCACGGUCACCGAGGCCUACGCCGGCGAGUGGCGCAGCGACCAGCGGGCGGGUUGGGGCGUGAGCCGGCGCUCCGACGGUCUACGCUACGAGGGGGAGUGGGUGGCCAACAAGCGCCACGGUUAUGGCUGUACAACGUUCCCCGACAGCACCAAAGAGGAAGGGAAGUACAAGCAGAACGCGCUGGUCAGCGGGAAGCGGAAGAACCUGAUUCCUCUGAGAGCCAGUAAGAUCAGGGAGAAGGUGGAGCGGGCUGUGGAAGCGGCUGAGAAGGCUGCAGACAUCGCCAAGCAGAAGGCAGAGAUCGCAAUGUCCCGGAUGAGCCACGCGAGGGGAAAGUCGGAUGCAGCUGAAGGUGUGGCCCUGAAGGCUAGCGAGGAAUGCCGGAUGGCCAGGAUCGCUGCCAAGGAACUCUCGCCGUCCUUCCAUAUCCAUGGAAACGGUGAAUCCAACGGUCUGGAGUGCCAGCGGCCCAAUAAGCACCAGGGCAACAAAGACCACGAGAUCGUUUCCACGGGAACUGACAGUCCUGAGCUGUGCACCCCGGACACCACGCCUCCCGUGAUAACGCCUGACCUCAGCCCAGUCCUGAGCGUCCCCCCCUCGCCCCCCCGCAGCCCGCCGACCUCUAAACACGGUCACUCUCACCGUCCCAGAAACGCCUGCUUCAUGCGGCAGAGCGCUGUGGACGACCACGGAGGAGCAGAGAUACAGGUGCUAGUGGAGGGGCGGGGCAUGGAUCUCCAGAGGGGAGGAGCUAACAACUGGACAGAGGACAUGUAUCCAGACCGGGGGGGUCUCAGCAGCCAAUCCCCAUCUCUACCUGAGGAGCAGGAGGGACAAGUCAACGGUCACGAGCAGGCCCCGCCCAACCACAAACCGAGGGAGAAGGCCUCGACCAACCACAAGUCCCGGGAGCACACUUCCUCUUCCUAUAGGUCGUGGGAGCACUCUUCCUCGUACAACCAGAAGCCCUCAAAGCACACCUCAUCCAAUCACAAGUCGAGGGAGUACAUGCAGUCCAAUCACAAAACAUGGGAUCAUUCCUCCUCCACCAAUCACAGGGCCUGUGAGAAUGCCUCUUCCAAUUACAAGCAGCAGGUGCACAUUUCAUCCAAUCACAAAGCCUUGGAGCAUAACCUGUCCAAUCACAAGACUUCUGAGCAUGCUUCUUCCAAUCACAAGUCGUGCCAAGAUUAUACCUGCUCCAAUCACAUCCCAAAGGACCAUGUCUCCUCAGCCAAUCACAACAACCCCCGAGAGCAUGUGUACUCCAACCACCAUUCCAAGCAGCAGCACAUCUCAUCCAAUCACAAGCUUAGCAAGCAUGCCUUGCCCGACCCUGGGCUCGACAGCCCCGCAGGGGGCUGGACUGCCGACGACGCCCUGCGGUGGAGCCCUGCCCACUCGCGCCUCACGGACCGAGAGGAGGAGGAGGACAGGCUGGGAGACUACACAGUAGACAUGAGGUUCCAGCCCCUGGACUCCACUACCCAGAUGUCCCCUGGCCCGGGCCCCAAAAGCAGGUUGCGCCCGCGGGGCCAGCGGCCGUUCAAGGAGGGCUCCAUGGACUCUGUACAGAUGCUGGACACUCUGAAUGUGGGGGCAGAGCAGGAGGAGUGGCCCCUGCACAGGGACCUCACUCUCUCCCCGCCUCUCAAGUCUCAGCCAAUCACCUUGGAGCAGGACGAGGAGCACCUCACCCUCAAAUCAAACUCAGGCUCCAGCUCUGUCCUGGUUGUCAUGGUUAUUUUACUCAACAUUGGAGUAGCCAUCCUCUUCAUCCAUUUCUUUAUUUAAACUUCCUUCUAUGAUCUACUAAGUCUUACUAUUAUUAUUAUUAUGAUGAUGACUUCUAUUCCAUGAGUUAUUAUUGAUCCAGACGUGACUCUGCCCAGCCAACGGGAGGCUGCAGCGUGGAAGGAGGAGUGACGACGGACAUCGACAACAUGGUCUUUCUAUUGUUGUUAACAACACACUGUUGUUCCCUUGUCCACCCCUUUGAUGUUAAUCUCAUCUCAUGUCACAGACUCAGUUAAGGUAUAUAAUUCAACAGAUUUAUCUAUCUGCCUUGAGUUUCUAAAACACUACAGUUUAUUUUUUAUUUUUAAUGAAUUGGCCUUUUGUUGUGCUUGCAACCACGUGGAAAGGUAUUGCAUUACGACUGUGGAAGGGGAUUAGAACAGCAGCUUUGAGAUGGUGCGAUGUGAUGUGGUGGCGUAGUCGGCCACAAAUGCACGGGUUUUGUUAGUAGGGCACCUGCUGUAUAGAGGACAGGAUACACAGGGCACAGACUAUGUCCACUUGACCCAUCCAUCCAAGACUAGUGUACAGCACCCUCUGUCCUACACUUUAUCCCACUUAACAAUAUGACAUGCUAGCCCAGAGCAUGGUGAUCACACUUCUUCACCCACCCUAGCCCCUAUACCCUAUACCCUAUGGCCUCAUCCACCAACCGCUGGGGUGCCUCUCAAAUGGCACCCUAUUCCCUAUAUAGUGUACUACUUUUGACCAGAGCUCUAUGGAGGCUACAGUUAAACAUAGUGCAUGAUAGAGGGUAUAAGGUGCCAUUAGGGACGUAGUCCUGAUCUAUGCUACCAAACUAUGCUGCAAGAGAAGAUCCAUGUUAAAGGGCUCCGCCAUGUUUAUUUUCCUGUUCACCAUAACACACGCACACACACACACACUCACUCUCUCACACAUACACACGCACACACUCUCACACACACACUCUCUCACAUACACACUCUCUCACACAUACACACGCACACUCUCUCACACAUACACAGGCACACACACACUCUCUCACAUACACACUCACUCACUCACACACAUACACACAGACACAGACACACACACAGACACAGACACACACACACACACACACACACACACACACACACACACACACACACACACACACACACACACACACACACACACACACACACACACACACACACACACACACACACACACACACACACAGCCAUUGCAUGGGGGCGUGUGCAGAUAAAAUAGCAUCUUCCUCUCCCUCUGUCUUUUACAUCUGGUGUUCUUCAUUUGUACACAAACCCACCCAGGUAUCCAUUCUUAUGGUUCCCUUCACCCAGAUAUCCAUUCUUAUGGUUCCCUUCACCCAGAUAUCCAUUCUUAUGGUUCCCUUCACCCAGGUAUCCAUUCUUAUGGUUCCCUUCACCCAGAUAUCCAUUCUUAUGGUUCCCUUCACCCAGAUAUCCAUUCUUAUGGUUCCCUUCACCCAGAUAUCCAUUCUUAUGGUUCCCUUCACCCAGAUAUCCAUUCUUAUGGUUCCCUUCACCCAGAUAUCCAUUCUUAUGGUUCCCUUCACCCAGAUAUCCAUUCUUAUGGUUCCCUUCACCCAGAUAUCCAUUCUUAUGGUUCCCUUCACCCAGAUAUCCAUUCUUAUGGUUCCCUUCACCCAGAUAUCCAUUCUUAUGGUUCCCUUCACUGCAACUAUGAACUGAGAGUUGGGAUCAAUGCCGUUUCACAUUCAGUCGAAUCAGGAAACUGACAUUUUUAAGAUUUAAGAUUCGAUUCAUGAAUUGAAUAAAACCCACACUUUUCUAUGAGUUUUUUUUUUUGAUUCAUGAAUCAUUCAUGAAUGAUCUCAACCCUAUCACUUACACAACAAAACACACGCAGUGUCCACACCCACAGACACAUACACACACUACUGACAUACUGAGGACUAUGGAGGUGGGAGAAUUCAGGCUUGCCCCUGUGUACAGCAUUGAGACUGUUACGUUAUAACACUGAUUCUAAGUAUAUAUAUAUAUAUAUGUAUGUAUCAUUAUUAUUCAGAUGUUUGUUACUGUUGAGCAUUUUGCCAGACAGAGAGAAUGCUGAGUGCCUCGUAUUUAUUUAUUAUUCAUGUAAUGAUUCACUUGAUGAAACACCCCUCGUGGGACAUGCAGUCUGGGAAGGGGGGGGUCGACCUUCAGAAUGGUGAAAGGUUGACCCCUUCUGAAGUGGCAUGCACCGUUUAGUCUCUCUCCCAGUCGGACUUCUUCCAGACCAGUCCACAGGGAGAACCGGGUCUCUUCCAGACCAGUCCACAGGGAGAACCGGGUCUCUUCCAGACCAGUCCACAGGGAGAACCGGGUCUCUUCCAGACCAGUCCACAGGGAGAACCGGGUCUCUUCCAGACCAGUCCACAGGGAGAACCGGGUCUCUUCCAGACCAGUCCAAAGUCCCAAAUGGAACCCUCUUCCAUAUAUAGCUAGUGCACUACUUUGGGAGAACAGUAGGCCCUGGUCCAGAAUGGUGCAUGGUAUAUAGUGAAUAGGGUGCUAUUUGGGAAUACAGCCUGGAUGUGUUCUCCUUCAGUGUCACCUCCAGACAUGCUGGGGGACCCAUGAGAUGUUUUUCAGCAUGUUUGUUUAGCCUGCUCAAAUCUGGUGUCCGUCAGUUUGUGAGUCUCUCUCUCUCCGGCUCUCCUAGUGUUUUUUUACCCAGCAACAGGUGGCUGGCGCUGAGGCAGAGACCAUCAUCGGGGUCAAAUAAAUAAAAACGCUAGCUUUUAAAAAAUCUUGUGGAUUUUAAAAAUGUUCGAUCCAGAGUUUUAUGAAUGAGCUAAAAAAAAUCUGUUCUGCUGUUUUAUACUUGGCACCCGGUGACAUCAUGUUGUGACAUCAUGUUGUGACAUCAUUGCAUGCCCAAGCAUGCUCUUUUCUUACGCUUUUGGUUUAUGAUAUGUGGAGAAAAAUAAUGAAAUGUUUGAAAUGA
This is a messenger RNA of Salvelinus fontinalis (brook trout), 5580 nucleotides long. Its product is annotated as junctophilin-3-like. Gene Ontology annotation, biological process: regulation of synaptic plasticity. The coding region runs from base 1 to 2634 and encodes 877 amino acids. NCBI's taxonomy places the organism in Eukaryota, Metazoa, Chordata, Actinopteri, Salmoniformes, Salmonidae. Gene Ontology annotation, cellular component: junctional membrane complex; endoplasmic reticulum membrane; plasma membrane. The record is from RefSeq and is a predicted model, not a curated record. The transcript has 7 exons.